Corythoichthys intestinalis (scribbled pipefish) is the source of this 1066-nucleotide messenger RNA. It is a transcript of the gene nenf, whose product is annotated as neudesin neurotrophic factor. Gene Ontology annotation, cellular component: endoplasmic reticulum; membrane; endomembrane system. Bases 18 to 500 code for a protein of 160 amino acids. The record is from RefSeq and is a predicted model, not a curated record. Lineage: Eukaryota; Metazoa; Chordata; Actinopteri; Syngnathiformes; Syngnathidae. The transcript is spliced from 4 exons.
AGAAGAACCAAACAAACAUGCGCUGUACCAUGGCAACAGUCGGCGUUUUCUUGCUGCUAUUAGAUGUUUAUUUAGCAAACAAGUUAAAAUACAAAAAGGCCACCACACCUGUGAGGUUAUUCACCGAGGAGGAGCUUCGGAGAUACGACGGCAACCGCGAGGGCGACCCCAUCUACAUGGCCAUUAAAGGGGUGGUGUUCGAUGUGAGCAGUGGAAAAGAGUUUUAUGGCAAAGACGCACCAUACAACGCUCUGGUGGGCAAAGACUCCACUCGAGCUGUGGCCAAGAUGUCUCUCCAGGCAGAAGACAUGACAUCGGAUAUCUCGGGCCUUACGGCGGAGCAGCUGCAAUCUCUGGAGAGCGUCUUUGAGGGCACCUACAAAGCCAAGUACCCCAUCGUCGGCUAUACAGCUGCACGCAUUCUCAACCAGGACGGGAGUCCCAACGAGGACUUCAAGCCAGAGGACCAGUCACAUUUUAACAUCAAAGAUGAGUUUUGACCUCAUCUUCCUUACUUCUACUUAAAUUGUUUGGUACGCUUUGUGAGAAUUUUGCUUUGCGGUUUGUUAAACACUUGAUGUGGAUGUAUGAAACACAUGACUGAUUCUUCAAAUUUUAGUUUUUCUCAAGAAAGUCUACACACAAACUCCACUGACAUAUAUUUUUAUUUUUUAUACAUGUUUUUUUUUUACUGUAAUUAUGAGGUGUUUUGUGAAUUGCCUUGUAAUAAAACCAAAAUAAUAUUUAUUUAUUUAUUUUCAUUUAUUUUUUAAACCUGUCCUGUUCAGCUGUUUGACACUGAGAAUGGAAGUCUAAGCGCCCGGUUGGUCUGAACAGUUUUAAUGUUUCACAUUGAAAGGAUGACAUACUCCCAUUGUGAUCAUUCAACAUACCUCGUUUAUUAUGACAAAGCAGCGAUCAGGAAGGGGUUAUGAGGGAACAGAAGAAAAAAAAUACAAGAGAAGAAAGAAAAGAAACACAAGCAAAACAACAACAAGAAAUACAUUAAUCGUCUACACUAACUACUAAUAUGUUGGUGCUAUCGUCAGCUAGAUGUAUUUCUGGU